This is a messenger RNA of Macadamia integrifolia, 2010 nucleotides long. RefSeq lists its product as uncharacterized. Gene Ontology annotation, molecular function: protein binding. NCBI's taxonomy places the organism in Eukaryota, Viridiplantae, Streptophyta, Magnoliopsida, Proteales, Proteaceae. The transcript has 6 exons. The record is from RefSeq and is a predicted model, not a curated record. The coding region runs from base 111 to 1997 and encodes 628 amino acids.
UCUUAUACCCACUUAAGGCAAAUGACUUUCACUUCCAAGUUCCACCCUUCGUCCGUGUUCCAACUUCCAACAAUUGUGCCUGUGCUCAAUUGGGUAAGUGUCUGCCUUGUAUGGCUGAAUCAACUUCUGGUUCCACCACCCUCAAGUAUGGAGAUGUAUAUAAAGCAGCUGUUGAUGGGAAGGAGGACAUUAUCCUGAACUUCCAUAUGCAAAACCCUGCUUCACCCAUCAAUGAUAAUGGUGAUACUGUCCUUCAUGUGCUUGCUCUAUAUAGCCACACCAAGAUUGCCAGUAAACUACUAGAGCUGCAAAUGCAUCAUGGACUGUCCGCGAAAAAUUGCAAAGGAAACACAGCACUGCACGAAGCAGCCAGGGUUGGUGCUUUGGAGAUUGCAAUGUUGAUGGUGAAUAAGGAACAGAACAUAGUCAAUGACACCAACUUCAUGGGAGAGACACCACUAUACUGGGCUGCUGCAUAUGGAAAGAUCAAAAUGUUUCAUUUCCUGGCCAAAAUAACCAACAUUGAGAUGGGAUUGAGAAGAAAUGAUGGCUCUACCAUUCUUCAUGCCUCUGUGAUGGGCGAUUUUUAUGGCCUAGCUUUAAAGAUAAUGGGUCAGUACCCGUAUGGUGCCAUUGCUGGUUGCAGAGACAGGAACACGGCUCUUCAUCUAUUAGGCCAAUUGCCGAUUUCGUUCAGGAGUGGAACGUUCUACUCAGAGAAGAAUGUAGCAGACUCCUCCUUCAUCCCAUGGGCAUUGUUGAAAUUAAUAAUCUACUUCUGUAUUCCUUUGAAUGCAAACAAGGAAAACUUGACAGAUCCCGAGGAUCCUCGCACAACUGAAGAUGAGAGGAGUUUUUUGCAGGGCAAGAGAAAAAAACCAGGAAUGAUGAGACAAUUAUUCAGACGGAUUCCAGUUGUUGGAGGAAUUGUGGAUAAAAAACAACAGCAUGAAUUGGCACUAGAACUGGUAAAACUAUUGAUAAAGAGAGAGUCAGAGUACUCAGAAUGGAAUAAUUCCAUAGGCCCCCCAACUGAACAGCCAAAUUUUUUACACAGUACAAAUACAAUCACCGAUACCCUUGUGCUAGCUGCAAGGAAUGGGAUUGUUGAGAUUGUGGAUGUGAUCCUUAAAGAAUGUCCUUGGGCUAUAGAGUUUGUAGAUGAGAAUGGAAAGAACAUACUCCAUUUUGCAGCUGAGUAUCGUCAAACAGGAAUUUUUAAGCUUUUAAAGUCAAGGGGAAUUCUUAUAAAUAAGAUGGCUUCAGAUGUUGACAAUGAAGGGAACACAGCUUUGCAUCUUGCAGCAAAGCAUCCGCAAAAGACUUCUUAUGCAACAGGAUAUGAUAUGGCAUGGGAGUUGCUUUGGUUUAAGAGAGUCAAGGAUGUCUCCCCAGCUCAUAUGUCCAGUCUUCGAAAUUCAGAAGGUAGAACAGCAUAUGAAAUAUUCGAUGAAACUCAUCAGAAUUUGUUACGGAACAGUGUAGAGUGGGCUAAGCUGAUGUCAAGUACGUUCAUGGUUGUCUCCACCCUAAUUGCCACGGUGAACUUUAGCGCAGCAUUUGCUGUCCCAGGUGGAUAUGAUCAAGUCUCUGGUGUUCCUGUUUUUUCCAGCAAAUCAAUAGAUAUUAAAGCAUUCUAUGCAUAUUCUACAGUUGCAUUGGUCUUCUCUGUUGCCAGCCUUGGUUCGUCCUUCUCUGCUUUUCUGUCUCGCUUUCAUAGUAUUGAUUUUUAUUUUUUCUUGCCAUUCAAAUACCUUUUGGGAGGUUGUUCUCUCUUUUACUCAGUAUUUUACACAGUUUUUGCAUACAUACAAGCUCUUAUACUUGUGACAAAUGGGCGAGCUUCAAACUCUGAAUUUUUGCUGGGAUUUUUUGCCACCGCAGUUGCUAUAUUAUCGGUCAAUCUUGAAUUCAUAGAUAUAAUGUUUCCGGUCUUUCGCUACAUGACAGAUCUUGUCAUUCAUAAAUAUUUUACCAAGGCCAAUGGAUAUAAAUAGAUGUUCAUCUUCA